UUUUAAACUUUUAUAUUUUAGGAAGUAGAAAGAAGUCGACGGAAACGUAUCGAUCCAAAAGGCAGCUGGCUGACCUUUGUGAACCGAAUGGGAGAAAGUAAACCGGAAAGGCGGAAAAAGAAAAGAAAACGCAAUAGAAAGAGUAAUAAUAAUAUAUUGUUAGGGCCUCCGGGACCCGCAGGACCUCCUGGGCCCCCAGGACCACCGGGAUCAAGUGUUACAAAGGAAGAAAUUAUCAAAGAACUGGAGGAGCUGAUCAAGGAAGAAGCAGCUAGAAGAGCUCAACAAAUGCUUGUUGAUAUGGUUCCACUGAACGGAAGUUCCACCUUUAUUGCACAGCCGGAUAUGGGAUCACCAGUUUUAGAUGUUCCGAGAAUUUAUGCAGGCUUUUCAUUGCGACUUGGUUCUAAGACGAAAGUAGAUCGGAAAACAUUCAGGGAAAUAAAAUCAUUUCAACAGCCAUUUGGCGGAGGAGCUUUUCAAAGGGGCGAAACAUUCAAUGCGAAGGAAGGGCGGUUUUUUGCUCCAAGGGAAGGUGUCUACCAGUUCACAGCAAAUUUGCAUCUACGAAUACGAACUAAGCGCAAAUUGAAAGGCCGACUUAAAGCAGACGAAUAUCUUAGAGUUGUGAUAUGUAUUGAUUCAUUAUGUCAGACUAACACGUCCAUUGAAAAUAUUACGGGUGUAAAUAUUGACAAUAAAAUCCUGACUGCAAGUGUUUCAGGACUUUUGCACUUAAAAGAAAAACAGUACGCGUCACUGUAUGUUGAUAAUUCAUCGCCGUACAAUGUGCUUGUAAUCGCUGGCUCGGAGUUCUCGGGCAUUUUCCUUGGGACAUAGACAUUAUAUUUGUGUGAAAGAUAAUGUGGUUAACCUGUUUUAAUAUAAAAUAAAAGAUUUAAAACUUGA
Messenger RNA from Mercenaria mercenaria, 909 nucleotides. RefSeq names its product adipolin-like. Gene Ontology annotation, molecular function: hormone activity. The transcript is spliced from 7 exons. Bases 88 to 840 code for a protein of 250 amino acids. NCBI's taxonomy places the organism in Eukaryota, Metazoa, Mollusca, Bivalvia, Venerida, Veneridae. The record is from RefSeq and is a predicted model, not a curated record.